This is a messenger RNA of Cottoperca gobio, 2250 nucleotides long. RefSeq names its product thyroxine 5-deiodinase-like. NCBI's taxonomy places the organism in Eukaryota, Metazoa, Chordata, Actinopteri, Perciformes, Bovichtidae. Gene Ontology annotation, biological process: thyroid hormone metabolic process. The record is from RefSeq and is a predicted model, not a curated record. Gene Ontology annotation, molecular function: thyroxine 5'-deiodinase activity. The transcript has a single exon.
UCAUACAAAUAUAAACAUUAACAGUAAGGAUCAUACAAAUAUAAACAUUAACAGUAAGGAUCAUACAUGCAUAUAUAACAGUAAGGAAAAUAGGCAAUAAAUAUGCAGAAAAUGCAAAUGGCUUAAAUUAUUUAGAAACUGGUCAUAAGAACAUUUUGAUGUACUGAAUACAAUCCUGGCGGUGGUGGCAGGUUUAUUUGUUAUCCCUAAAGUGUUCAGGGCCCUACAGAUCAGUGUAUGAGUCAUCCAACCUCCACUCUGUAUGAAUCCAGCGCCGUCUAGUGGCUGCAGAGGCUCCUGCACUCAUUACAGGGAGACCUGAGUCCACAGGCAGAAUGAAGCGAAAUCAAAUGCUUUUAUUUUUACGACUUUCAGGACCAACCGUGCGCUCAGUCACAGCCAAUUAAAACUCAUCUAAGUGUCUCACAGUGAUAUUAAAAAACACCCAUCCACUGUCAUGUUUUAUCUAUCACAUGUGGACUGAAGAAACAGAGUUUCAGGCCUCUCUCUCUCUCUCUCUCUCUCUCUCUCUCUCUCUCUCUCUCUCUCUCUCUCUCUCUCUCUCUCUCUCUCUCUCUCUCUGGAUCUUUGAAACCCAGAGUGGACGGGCGGUAAUCCCCAGCAUGUGAGUGGGCGGUGCGGGUACCGGAGGCGUGUUUUUUUUUCUUUCUUUUUCUUUUUUUCCCCCAUUAUUCAAAUGCUGGUGUACCUAUAAAAAGGGUGCCUGCGUGCGUCACAUAGUUUUCUCCAAUGGGUAAAGGUAACUAAAUACUUGUUGUGUCUUUCGCCGGCCCAGUCGCAUCCUAUCGGCAGGGGACGAGAUGAUGCACGACUCCGGCGGUGUCCAAAUGGCGAGGGUGCUGAAGCAUGCAACCCUGUGCCUGAUGUUGCUGCCCCGGUUCCUCCUGGCCGCCGUCAUGCUGUGGCUCCUGGAUUUCUUGUGUAUUAGGAAAAAAGUGCUGCUGAAAAUGGGAGAGAUUCAGGACAGCCUGGACGACCCACCGGUGUGCGUCUCUGACUCUAAUAGGAUGUUCACCUUGGAGUCCCUCAGAGCAGUGUGGUACGGACAGAAAUUGGACUUUCUCAAAUCUGCGCACCUCGGGCGCGCGGCGCCCAACACCGAGGUGAUGCUGGUCCAGGAGCAGCGGCAGGUCCGGAUCCUGGACUGCAUGAAAGGGAAGAGACCGCUUAUCCUUAACUUUGGCAGCUGCUCCUGACCGCCAUUCAUGACUCGCCUGUCGGCGUUUCAUCGCGUCGUGAGCCAGUACGCAGACAUUGCGGACUUUUUAGUUGUAUAUAUCGAGGAGGCGCAUCCGUCGGACGGCUGGGUGAGCUCUGACGCGCCAUAUCAGAUCCCCAAGCACCGCUGCUUGGAGGACAGACUCAGAGCCGCUCAGCUGAUGCUUGCAGAGGUGCCGGGGAGCAACGUGGUAGUGGAUAAUAUGGACAACUCGUCCAACGCCGCGUACGGAGCCUACUUUGAGAGACUUUACAUCGUGAGGGAUGAGAGGGUGGUGUACCAGGGGGGCAGAGGGCCAGAGGGAUACCGGAUUUCAGAGCUUAGAAACUGGCUGGAGCAAUACAGGAACGAGCUGAUGAAUUCCCAAACAGCGGUGCUCCAUGUGUAGUUAAAGAUGCUGAACUGCCUGCUGCUCUGCCCAUUCUGCUUAAGUGUCGAACUCACAGUGCAAAAUAUUCAGAUGCUGCUAUCAAAUGUUCACACAUAGCACGUUAUGUUGUUUUCUUCUCGCAUAAAGAUAUUCAGGACUCUUUGACAAAUAGCCUAAAGUCAUGUUCAAGCCUAAAUGUAGGCUGUAGGCUGUUAUAUUGUGCUUGUCUUGACCUUAAUUGAUUGCUCAUAGCGAUUGUCUUUAUUUUUUUUAUGGAAAAGUCUUGAAUCAGUUCAAAUCGGAUUCAAUUAGUGAUCACUCUAUUUUUCUACAAGACUGGUGUGUGUGUGUGUGUGUGUGUGUGUGUGUGUGUGUGUGUGUGUGUGUGUGUGUGUGUGUGUGUGUGUGCGUGCGUGCGUGCGUGUAUGUGUGCGUUCAGGCUAAUGCCUCACUCUGGUGUUUCUGUGAAGUUCGGUUUUUAAAAGGCGAAGCCAGAAAACUGAGACUGAUGUUUCUGACACCGGGAGCGGGAUCGCGUUAGCAGGAUGCCUUCCUCGAUGAUGAUGUAAUGUUGAAACGAUGUAACUGAACAAAUGUUUUUUUUAAUAAAUAUCAGAUCACACGUGGAUGAUUUACUGUU